CUUCCAAGCAUGGCCCUCAUGUUGAAGAGGAGUCAUCAAGAAAGCCUUUAUCUAAAUCUUCAAAGGCAAUGGCUGCGUUACGCAAGAUUGUUCUAGACCCAAAAUGGCUCAGCAACCUGCACUUCUAUGUUCGAUUCAGGCAUACAGAGGAAUUGGAAAAUUUCAACAGUAUGAUGACCAAGUAUGCACCAAAGAGAAUGGCAUUUGAGUAUGUGUUAGUUCAAAGUAAAAUCUCAUCAGACUUUUUGGCAGCCAUUGACCACAAUUUUCACCUAUUCCGAAAGCCCAAGCAGAGCAAAGAGGGAGACCUUGUGGGGCAUAGGAAAUACUCCAAAAGAACACAACGAUAUCAUGCUGAGGUUGUGAAAAAAGACAAGGCCUAUGCAUAUUUUCCUUACAUGGUGGCAAGGAUGCUACACACAGAGAGAGGGUUUCAAGGCAGUUUUUCUGCUAAGAAUGAUGUUGUUGAAUUUGACCCCAAACAGAUCGCACCAACACUUGCCAUGAAGGCCACACCAUCGACAGAAGAGCUGAUGAAAGCACCUUCAAGGUUUUCAUUGAAACCCAAAGUCAAUGGAAACAUCCAGGAGUGAUUUAGUUUUAAUUUCGCAAGUACAGUGAAACUUUUUUAGAGCUUAAUAACACCAUAAAUAAUAAGUGAGCCCUGCAGCGGUUAAUUGUGGGGAUAUUUUGUUAGUCUUGGGGUGGCACUUUUUAGGUAUUCGAGAUUUUUUCGGAUGAAAAAGUGAGGAUUUCUUUUUGCCAUUUUGGAUACCUGAAGUUUUUUCAAAUUUUCCCAUGUUCUCUGUUGGUGUUCAUGUCAACAGUGUUUCAUUGCAUGUCACUUUAUCAUAACUCCCUUAAAAGAUUUACCCCUCUUCACUUCAGAUUAUAUCAUGCAGUUUAUUUCAUUUUCAGUAAGCAAAGUUCCUUUUCUUCUUUCCUUUGUACAAUAAAUUGAUUAAUGUUGCUUCUUCUGAAAAUCAAUUUCCAUGAUAGUAUAUAUGUUAUAUAGACAAAUGUAGCACAGGCGUCCUGGAUGCAAAAGUGUUAUGUUACUCUCAAGGAUGAAAACUGAGUUCAUUAGUGUACCAACAACUCUUUUUCCAUACAAAAUGGUGAUUGAGCAUUAUUUUGGUAUGAGUCCUCUUGUAAUUUUUAUUGACAAAUUUCAAAUAGAACUCAUUGUAACCCAUUUUUGGAGAACAGAGUUUCCCCCUUCACUAUGUAGUUUAGGAAGGGAGCAUAUGUCAAUUAACACAGAAAGAACUAUAUUUUCAUGAACAUUUCUUUUUUCUGGUGCUCUUUGUUCUAACAAGAUUUUCUUUAGAGGUGUUGGGUCAGGACAGUUUUAAUUUUUUGGGCUCAGAGUAGUGACCACAAUGCUUUGCUAGCCAUUGCUGGUAAUCCCACUGGUAAAUUGUCCAAAAUUUAACAAAGAACAAAACUACACAUUGUGUCGAUAGGUCAUGCAGAUGGACCUUGGUAAUGUAAAAUAUGCAAAUGAGAUGACUGAUGAUGUCAUGUCAUACACCCAAUGUUAUAUCAAGUAUAUAAAUAGAGUUAUCUCGGUCAAUUUGCUGCCGAAACCAUUGAAACUUGGCAGGCUAAUAGUU
This is a messenger RNA of Orbicella faveolata, 1616 nucleotides long. RefSeq lists its product as uncharacterized. Lineage: Eukaryota; Metazoa; Cnidaria; Anthozoa; Scleractinia; Merulinidae. The record is from RefSeq and is a predicted model, not a curated record.